GGCGGAAUGCUGGGGGUGUUCUGUCGGCGCGAGACUGGGAGGCACCGGCUGCGGCAGCGGUGUGAGCGAGGGGCAGCCUGCUGCAGGAAUAAAGCAACGCCGGUUCCCUUUGCUUUCUAGAUAAACGUUUUAGUUUAUACCUGUUUGUACAAACGCAUCCGGUAGAAAAAUGGUAGACCGCGAGCAGCUAGUGCAGAAAGCCAGGCUGGCUGAACAAGCCGAACGGUACGACGAUAUGGCAGCCGCGAUGAAAUCGGUAACAGAACUGAACGAAGCCCUUUCCAAUGAAGAAAGGAAUCUCCUGUCUGUUGCUUACAAAAAUGUGGUAGGGGCAAGGCGUUCAUCCUGGAGGGUGAUUAGCAGCAUCGAGCAAAAGACCUCUGCAGAUGGUAACGAGAAGAAAAUUGAGAUGGUGCGGGCCUACAGGGAGAAGAUAGAAAAGGAGCUGGAAUCUGUGUGCCAAGAUGUGCUCAACCUCUUAGACAAUUACCUGAUCAAAAACUGCAGCGACACACAGUAUGAGAGCAAGGUCUUCUACCUAAAGAUGAAGGGAGACUAUUACCGCUACCUUGCCGAGGUGGCGUCUGGCGAGAAGCGUGCCACAGUGGUGGAGUCCUCAGAGAAGGCAUACGGCGAGGCUCACGAGAUCAGCAAGGAGCACAUGCAGCCUACACACCCCAUCCGGCUGGGCCUGGCCCUCAACUACUCUGUCUUCUACUACGAGAUCCAGAAUGCUCCUGAGCAGGCCUGCCAUUUGGCCAAGACCGCCUUCGAUGACGCCAUCGCUGAGCUGGACACCCUCAACGAGGACUCCUACAAGGACUCGACCCUCAUCAUGCAGCUUCUCCGCGACAAUCUGACACUCUGGACAAGCGACCAGCAGGACGACGAAGGAGGGGAAGGGAACAAUUAAGCCCUGGGGGGGAGGGGGAAACUGGCUGCUGCAGCUGCGACCGCAGUCUUUUUUUUUCCACUUGGGGUGGGGGAGGGAGAGCUUCUGGUUACCCCCUCCCCUCACUCUCCGCCCUGUUGACGCCUCUUCGACAUUUGCCAAAACACCACUAGCGGAAAGUCAGACUUGGCCGUGCUGGUUCGGAGUGGGAGCCACACACUGGCAUUUGGACUGUUCUGUAGUUAAAUAAGUGGAGUUGUUUCAUUUAACGUAAAGCUAGGCAGACGUAAAA
Molecule: messenger RNA, 1184 nt
Organism: Mobula hypostoma (lesser devil ray)
Lineage: Eukaryota; Metazoa; Chordata; Chondrichthyes; Myliobatiformes; Myliobatidae
Product: 14-3-3 protein gamma-B
Exons: 2
Coding region: 170-913 (247 amino acids)
Biological process (GO): signal transduction; intracellular protein localization
Cellular component (GO): cytoplasm
Molecular function (GO): protein kinase C binding
Source: RefSeq, a predicted model, not a curated record